UUGAUCACCUCUCAAGAAUUUAUAGUUAGGGGAAUUGUAUAGCAAGUUCAAAAUGCGUGAGGAAACCACUUGCUCCAUGGUCCACGACCUGCUGGAGUCACAGAAGUGCAACUUUGUGCGAAAGACGUCGGAUUGCCUGAUCAAUAUGGGCUUGUUCAACUACCUGGCAUGGCACUACUGCAAGGUGGACGUCCGAAAUAGCUUCAAUUCCUUCUGGAGCGUGUUGGGCAUGUUCCUGAUUGCCGUCUACGUCUUCUGGAUGAUGCAGAUAACCAUAAAGAACUACUUUUGCCCCACUUUGAUGGUGAUCGCGGACUUCUUGCGAAUGAACGAGAGCACGGCUGGAGUCACAGUGCUGGCCGUGGCAAGCGGAUCACCGGACUUCUUCACGGCAAUCGCCUCGAGGAUGCAGGGCUCCAAGUACUCCUUCCUGGCGUGCAUGGCGCAGACCAUGUUCCUGCACUUCUUCGUGGCCGGCCUGGUGAUCCUGACCAAGCCCUUCCACAUGCAGCCAAACACCUACCUGCGGGACUUUGGUUUCCUGUUCCUCAACACGGUCUACAUGGACUACAUCCACAAGCGACCCCAGGGUAUCAGCUGGGUAGCUGCGCUGCCCAGUGCCUUCAUCUUCGUGGGCUACGUGGUGGUGACCAUCGUCGAUCAGCACUUGCUGAUUGCCCGCAUUCAAAAAAUGGAGCAAAGACAACUGAAUGUGGCUGAGGCGUUGCAGCUGGAGGCACUGCGGCCGCAGAAGGAGUUGCCACUGACGCGCCCGGAAAUCGACCGCUCGUCCAUCGGUCACGGAAGUCGAAAUAAGCGGCUGUUCCGGCAAUUCUGGAACUCCGUCGCCGAGUUCGACAAGGAUCGCUUCCACCGUGGAACCCUCCUGGUGAAGCUGUAUCUGAUAGUGAAGCAGCCCAUCGAUAUGCUGCUUAGACUACUCAUACCGAAGGUCGACAUGAACGCGCCUCUGUACGGAUGGUCCAAGCUGCUCUUCAACAUGCAGGUGCUGCUUGUUCCCACCUAUAUGGCCUACAUCAUACUUCGGGGGUACAGCGUUGCGGGCUUUGCCGUCUACAUGAUUGUGCUCAUCACCAUGGUGCCUGUGGCCAUCAUGAUAUUCUUCCUCACGCGCACUGACACCCCGCCCAUGUUUUUCAGGUUCACAUCUAGCAUGGGUUUCCUGGCCGCCGUCUUCCUGAUCUUCUGCCUGACCACCGAGGUGAACGCCAUGUUCUUCACGAUGGCGACCGUCCUGAAAGUGAGCCAGGAGUUCUCGCUGACCACGGCCAUCUGCUGGGCACUGAGUAGCAACGACCUGGUGGCGAAUCUCUCACUCUCCCACCAGGGAUGGCCUCGCAUGGCCAUGACGGCCACCUUCUCGGCACCAGUAUUUGGAUCCUUUGUGUUCUUGGCCAUGCCAUUGGUGGUGAACUCGUUUGUAGAAGCGCCCAAGAAUAUUUUCCAGCCAUCGGAAGGUAAGUUUGGAGAGACGGUCUGCAUCUUCCUGGAGGUCGGAAUGGGCUUCUCGAUGCUUUCCGUGCUAACCACCAACUUUAAGCUGCGAAGAGCUUGUGGCUUUCUGCUCGUCACCUACUACAUCUUCUUUCUGGGAGUUCUGAUUCUUCUGGAGAAGGGCCAGAUCCAUGCAUACGGAGUGUAAACAGGAAACCUACAAAAUAUGCAAAUUAUCUUCAUUUCGUCUUUGAUUCGAGCUAAUGGACGAUGUUUAAGCGUGUAAUGAUGUAUUGAAACAGGUGUCUCUCUCUCGUUUGAUGCCCCCAGGGCUCACUGUGCCGCAAAGUGGCCAAACCUGUGCUCAAUCAUCCGACGUCCCAGACUUUGAUACUGUGCCACGUUUGGGUCUGGUUUCAAGGUCUCUUAAGCGGGGUAUGUCCCUUGUGCACUGACAAAAAUAAU
Molecule: messenger RNA, 1920 nt
Organism: Drosophila teissieri
Lineage: Eukaryota; Metazoa; Arthropoda; Insecta; Diptera; Drosophilidae
Product: mitochondrial sodium/calcium exchanger protein
Exons: 8
Coding region: 53-1663 (536 amino acids)
Biological process (GO): transmembrane transport; monoatomic cation transport; intracellular calcium ion homeostasis
Cellular component (GO): membrane
Molecular function (GO): calcium:sodium antiporter activity
Source: RefSeq, a predicted model, not a curated record